UUUCCUAUUCCUUUCCGGAUACGCAAAAUUUUGCGAGACAACACUGUCGGCCAAGCUUACGUUUCUCUGUUUAUGGGCGUGUGUAUCUAUUUGUGCAACGGGCUGUCACAAACAGCGUGGCUACUGUGCCAAACCGGGAGAAUGUCGCUGCAGAGUCGGUUGGACAGGCGCGAAUUGUGACCAAUGCUUCCCCUAUCCAGGUUGUGUGAAUGGCGAUUGUGAACGGCCGUGGGAAUGUAAUUGUAAACCAGGCUGGGGUGGAAUGCUGUGCGAUGAACAGCUGACGUACUGCGAUGAACAUCCGGAUACGUGCGCGAAUGGCGGACAUUGCAUAUCAUUCACCAAGAAUGAUGGCAGUUAUCGCUGCGAAUGCAAACAAGGAUAUUUGGGUAAAAAUUGCGAGAUUUUGGAUGAGUUCAUGUUGACCUCAACGGCAGCGCCGCGCAUCACACCGCCACCAAUGCCCAGUUGGGACGAUGAAACGCAAAAUAAUGACAAUGACGAUGGCGAUGACGAUGACAAUGACGAUGAGGAUGAUGGCGAUGUUGACGAUUUUGAUGCCAGCAGUGAUUAUCAGCUGGGGAAUUUAGUGGAGCAGGAAAAUAAUGAGACAAUAACUGCAACGAAAAUAAAAAAUGCAACAGCAACUCCCUCGACGAAUGAUAGGAAUGCUGCAGCUGCCAAUGCGCCAUCAACAAACUCAACACCAGUUCAGACACAAUUCAAUAGAGAAGUGGCUUCAACUCAGGCCACCGUUAAUAAGUUGGCGAUUUUAAAUCACACUAAAUCCUCAUUGGCCAACGUUUCUAAUAAAAACAUGUCACCAGCAACUGCGGCACAAGCUGACCCAGCACACUUGCCAUUGACGGGAAAUGCGUCUGACGCGAAUGCAGCACCAACGACAGCAACAAAAACAAUAACGGCUAGCACUCAUUUACAUUUAAUUAAUACAACCGGAGUUGCUUUAAAGUCGCAUGCCACGUCGGUGCCCAGCCGAGAGGCAGACGAGAGUAGCAACACAAAAGACACAUAUUUACUCUAUGGUCAUCCGCACGCCAGCAUCUCCUCCUCCUCCCCAGCCACACCAGUGGCCAUUUCAAGUCCCAUACCAAUACCGUUGCACUUUCUCGAGCCAGCCAUUCAAAAUAAACUCAUUCAUAAAGUCAAUUCAAAUCUAGCAGCUCCUUCCGGUAAUAAUGCAGCCGAUGAGGAUGGCAACGGUGAUGAAUAUGAGGAGGGCGAUGACGACGAAGAGGGCGACGAUGAUGAUGACGAUGACGAGGAUGACGACGAGGAUGAUGAAGAUGACGAGGAUGAGGAGGACCAAUUAAUACCAGACGUGCUUAAUCAUGUUGCAUAG
Molecule: messenger RNA, 1360 nt
Organism: Rhagoletis zephyria (snowberry fruit fly)
Lineage: Eukaryota; Metazoa; Arthropoda; Insecta; Diptera; Tephritidae
Product: protein Tube-like
Molecular function (GO): Notch binding
Source: RefSeq, a predicted model, not a curated record